Lagopus muta (rock ptarmigan) is the source of this 5140-nucleotide messenger RNA. RefSeq names its product trichoplein keratin filament binding (gene TCHP). Lineage: Eukaryota; Metazoa; Chordata; Aves; Galliformes; Phasianidae. The transcript is spliced from 10 exons. The record is from RefSeq and is a predicted model, not a curated record. The coding region runs from base 32 to 1447 and encodes 471 amino acids. Gene Ontology annotation, biological process: apoptotic process. Gene Ontology annotation, cellular component: keratin filament.
CGGCGGCCGUCGCGGUCUAUAAGGGCGAGCCAUGGCGCUGUGGCGGGCGACGCGUGGCCGGGCUCUGGAGCGGCGGCGGGAGCAGGAGGCGCAGAGCCGGCUGUGCUGGGAGAGCUACAGCCGCUCGCUCGCCCGCGCCGCGAUCUGCUGCUCCGCUCAGGCACGGUGGAGCGCGCCGCGGGGUGCGAGCGGCCCGAGCCCGGUGCGGCGGCAGGCGGCGGAGCGGCUGGAGCAGCGCAGGGAGCGGCUGCGGGAGCUGCUGAGCGACGAGCGGGACGCGCUGGAGGCGGAGCUGCGGGCGGGCGGCGGGACGGAGCCGGAAGGGGAACGGGAGCGCUGCGCGGAGCUGAGGGCCGCCCGCGAGGAGCGCAGGAGGCGGGUCGCCGAGCGAUUGCUGCACCAGCACUGGAAGCAGAACUGCGCUGAGCUCCGGGAGGUGGAGUCAGAGCUGCACAAGAAAAGCGUGGUGGAGUCCUGGGGUGAGCAGCUGAAGCAAAAGCAGCAGCAAGGAGCAACAGAACAAGAAGAGAGAAAGCUUUAUGAAAAUGAGUAUGAAAUUGCACGAAGGGAGGCUCUGGAAAGAAUAAGACAAGAAGAAGAGAAACGUCGUCUGGAAAACAAGAAACAAGCAGAGAUGUUGCUUCAACAGAUAGAAGAACUGAAGUUACGGGAGGCAGAGGCAACAAAGCUGAAGAAAGAACAAGAAAAUUUGUUAAAGCAGCAAUGGGAGCUGGAAAGCUUAGAAGAAGAGAGAAAACAAAUGGAAGAGCACCGGAAGAAGACUGAGCUUGGUCGCUUUCUGAGGCAUCAGUGUGAUGCCCAGUUGAAGAGACGAGCCCAGCAGAUACAGGAGGAGCUGGAAACAGACAGACAAAUCUUAUUAGCCCUCCUCGAGAAAGAAGAAGAGGAUCAGCGCCGCCAGUCUGAAAGACGAGAGCGAGCUGUUGCAGAUGCUGCCUGGAUGAGACGUGUCAUUGAGGAGCAGCUCCAGUUAGAAAAAGAGAGGGAGGCAGAGCUACAGAUCAUUUUUAGAGAAGAAGCUAGAAAAGUGUGGGAGAAGAGGGAAGAACAAUGGGAAAGAGAGAAGAUGGCCAGAGAUCGCCUGAUGAAUGAGGUCCUUGCAGGCAGGCAGCGCCAGAUCCAGGAGAAGAUGGAGUUAAACAGACAGGCCCAAGAAGAGUCUAUAAAGCAGCGAGAGCAACUGAUAAAAGAGCUUGAGGAGGCAAGAGAACUGACAAGGCGAGAGAAAGAGCAAGAGAAGGAACUGAAAACAGCUCGCAGACAGGAAUUGGAAGCUCAGCUGACAGAACGGCGCUUACAAGAGCAAGAGGAGCAGGAACGCCAGAGGGAGGAGGAGGAGGAGGAGAGAUCAAACAAGCAGCGCUGUGCAGAGCUGGUGCAGCAGGAGGCCAGGAGCAUGGCUGAGCAGGGCUACUGCAGCAGGUAGCGCAGCAAGGAAGUCAUCCUAAGGCUCAAGGGCAUCAGGAAGGAUGACAGCCUCAAAUGUGAAACUAAACGUGUGCAGUUGUUAAAGUUCUUGCAGCAGUGCGUCUGUGCUGUUCGAUCUUUUCCUCUUCUGUUGUGCUAAAAAUGAAUCUGAGUUUGUGUUACUCUGCUUAACCACAUACCCAGAAGACCAUGUUUCUCAUACUAAACUAGGAACUGGCAACUCGCUGUCAUUUAAUAGGUAGUAGCUAGAAGAGCCAGAGAAAGGUGGAAGGGGGAUGUUACUGCACCAGAGCAUCCACUAAAAGUGACCUAUUUUUCAUGAUAAUAGUCUGCAUUUGCUACUGUGUGUUCUUUGCCUGCUGGGCAGCGUGUGCAAAAUUAAUGAUAAAGCCCAUAAAGUAGCCAUGAUGUUUUGUUUCACUGUUAGCUCUGCGGUCACCCAAAAGCAGCGUGCACCUGAAUGUUAUCAUCCUUUCUAACUGAGAGAGCACAAAAUGAUGCUGUGGGUGAUGAGAACACUCUGAAGAAUUGAGGAACUCCUGAAAUAAUGAUGGCUGUGGGUUGGCCUGCAGCGAUGCCAGGACUCAUCUCAGAAGUUGUGCUUCUGAAAAUAUCUGGCUGUGACACAACUGAACACCAGAUCAAUUUUCUGCUGACGUUAAUAGAGCUGGAGGUUUGAGCAUGCUUGGAGGGCUGCACCCUGAACUGCUCUGCUUACUCCAUGUUCAGGAGACACGAUGCAUUCCAGUAAGUGCUGCACUGGGUUAAAACAGCAAAGAAGUCAAACUUCUGUUGCGGACCUGAAACGUGGAAGAACCUGUGCCUCCUGUGGAACAGGAACUGUGAGCCUUUAGCUGCUGCUUUCUAUUUAAGCUUUAAAAUCCCCAUUCCCACCUCUGAAGGAGGACGUGCCUGGAAGCCCCUGCUGUCUUUUCAGGGUUGCUUCGUGACCCAUCUCAGAUCAGUAAGAUUGGUAACUUGGCAGUAAUUGUUAACGUGCCCAGUUCCUCUCCAGGACAUAUUGAAAGCUUCCAUAAGCUUUUGCUUUAUUUUUUUUCCUCUCCUUUGUUUCACAGUGAAUAAUUAUGAGCUGAAUGUUUGUUAGUUUCCUUUUAGUUUCAAACUGCUGCAGUGCAGAAGGUGAGAGGAGUUUCAGCUGAUGAUUACACUUGAUUCUCAGCUACUGUCAUAAGAAAUUGCAACUGAAAACCAGGCCCAGCACUUCAGCUGGCUUGGCUUGGUACAUUCAGAUCCAUCUUAGCUACAGGAACUCAUCCAUGACUUUUUCUCUUAGAACAGUGAUAAAUAAUCUCAAGUAUUUCACACACUGGAAAGGUUUUAGCAUUUUAUAGUAAUACAGUAAACAAAAGAUUAAAUCAGACAGCAUGACACUGAAAAAUACAAGUUUUGGAAAAGGCAAAAGAAUUUUUACUUUCCUAUGCAGCAUAUUGUAAAGAAAGAGCAAAGUUGUUUACAAGGGGGGGAAAAAAAGGACAUCUCCUUAGAAAACAACACAACAAAACCAAGAGUUUUAUGAAUCUUCUGACCUGCAGUGCUGUAGGAUUUGGGGGCUCAGCUACUGCUCCACAGUUCCACAGCUGUGCCACUCUGUGUAAAGAUCUGACACAGCACAUAAGCCUUUGCCCAGGCUGCCUCUGUUCUACUGAUGGAAUCUGAAAUCUGCACAUCCCACAUCACGUGCGUUGUUCUGGAGCAGUGCUGUGGUGUGGUGAGGACCAACCUAGAAUAAACAUUUGUUCAGAGAUGGUGGAAACUACCAGAAACACGGCUGAUGUGCCAGAAGGCCAAAUCAAUCCAUUACAGGUGGCCAUGUUAUUACAGCCAGACCUUCCAGUGAGUCCUAGGAAAACCUGGAGCAAGGGCUGUCAGCUGCUGCAGUGUCCCUUUGUUUGGUACAGGUGUGAAGUGACACCUACAAGGAAACUCAGGGUCACCCAGCUUUGGAAAUCAGGGAGGGUGUGUGAAAGGGAAGCAUGCAGCGCUGGCCUGAGAGAUUUAGAAAUGCUGUCUGCUACCUUUCAAUGAUGCCAAGUUCAGAACAAGCUCCCAGCAGAUUAUCAGUGUAUUUAAGUGCCAGCAGCGUAAUUUGGAAGGUAGUUUUUAAGAUGUCUCUUCUGGUUCUAAUCCCAGCCUGUCUGCAUUCCUGUGAGCUUAGGGAAAGCAUAGAAAGGGGGAAUAAAAAGUCACCCUGCUGGAGAUUAAUUCACUGGAUUGUCAUCAACCAACUCGGGCUACUUAAAAAAAGGAGCUAAGCACAACAUCCAGGAAGCCCACAGCGUCCAGGCGCUCUGUUUAUACACCACACAGCCUGACCUGAAAAGGAAGGCAUGGCUGAAGUUUGUUUGCUAACCUCCACACGGCAGUUUUUGCAGCAGGAAGCCUUGCUGGCAGGCUCUGUGCCCUGUUUGUCACACAGCAGACAGCCGGCCCUGGCUCAGAUGCUUCUGUGCAAGCUGUCUGAAUGUUCUCCUCAACUGCUGACACGUGACAGCUGCUACAGCUCUGCAGCUUCUCUCCUGCAUACAAUGAAUUGGCUGCCAGCUGAAGUGCUGCUCCUCCAGCAUCACAGCGUGCUUCCUAGGAGGAUGCAAGGAGGCAGAAGUUAGCUCUUUUUUUCCAUGCAGUUUAGAUUUUUUUGGUAAUUAUGGUCUUAUGUGGUUUUUUUUUGAAGUUUCAUGAACUGGAAAAAGCUGACAUGCAUUGGAUGUUUACCCCUAUGUACCUCUGUGAAAGGCAGCCUAGCACAGGUUAUCCAGCAUACAGCCUGACAAACGCUGAAUGCUUUGCACAAAACUUAUGGGAUAUAAGAAAUCUUUUCACAUUUGGGUACAGUGAGGUACAGAGGUUAUAUGCUAUGGCAGACACAGCUUCUUUUAACUGGCACUGUAACUUCCUUUUUUUUCUUCCUUUUACAUCACAAAUCUUCAGUGAAACUUCAUCAAUGCUGCUGGCGUUGCCUUGAAGAUGACAGAGAAAUUCCAUAGGAAACUUAAAAAUGAGUUACUGAACCAGAAACAAAGGAUAAUAUUUUAACCACUAAUGCCCUAAAGUAACAUCAAACAUAUAUAUUAACGGCAUAGUGACAACUAAAAGAAAUAACUAUUCAAAUUCCUUCCAAAACAGAUAAAGUGACAAAGACCUUGUAUAGUUACAUGUAACAAGCUUGGAUGCCCACAGCUACUCUUGUUUCAGCAGACUAAAAAUGUACUAUUAUUGCACAACAGUUGAUGGGAACGGGUCAAGUCUGGCUUGUACUCCAUCACCAGGACUACAAGCAUCCUGCUGCUGGUGAGCAGUUGUCCUGGAGCCUUCAGAGCCCGCUUCACUGCAGGUUUCUCCAUCAGCAGCAGCAGCACUGCACACGAGGCUCCAGGAUGGACAGAGCAGGGUGAGAUCCUGCCCUCUGAUAUGUGCAGUUGUCUUCGGUGGGGAUUUGGCAAGCAAUAUCUGAAAGCAGCAAGUGGCCCCAAGGAAACAUCUAGCAAGAGCUUGAUACAAUGCUGGUACGUGAUAUUGGCUCAACAGCUAUUUGCAACAUGCUACUAUCUGUAACUAAACUGGCAACACAGGCACAAAAUAAGGCAGUGGGUUAAAUUAAUCAUUAAAAUUGUUAGAAAACAUGCAAAAAUAAUACUGAGUUUAAAAAAAAAAAAAAAACAAAAAACAAAAA